AGGGCUUCCCUGAAUUAGUAGUCACCUUUGUCAAUAGAUCCGUUAUGUUGAAGCAUUCUGUAAGAUAUUACUAGUUGUUCUCACCUUUCAUAUACUUUUUUUAAACAAAUGUUUAAAGGCAUCCAAAAGUUUUGAGAUACAAAUUUGACAGCAACAGGUGAGACUUGAUAGUAAUGAACUGAAGAAUUCCUCUGAACCCUCUAAGAAGUGUGGUUUUAGUGUCACACUUUUUCAGCAUCGUAGGAUUUUUGUUACUGUGUGAUGUAUUUAUUUGUUUGUGGGGUUGGAUUUGUGGGGUUGGGUGGUUUCCUUAGGGGGUGGUUUUGUUUUUUCAUCUUUCUUUCUGCAAAAUACGAAGAGGCCUUGAAAAUGUGGGGGACUAACACUUGGCACUAUGUAAACAGGGAGAAGAGCAGCCAAGGGCUCUUUAGUGGAUUCCAGAUAUGUCUCCUAAUGGAAAGAACAUUUUGCUUCUGCUGCAGGGUGAAGGUAGCUGCCUGGAUAAGUAUUCUGGGACUGGAGCAGAAAAAAGAUGGCAUUCCAGCUGUGAAACCUCAUAGACCAUGGAUGGAUGCAUGCACCAACCUGGUUUUAGGUGAUGACAGUAAUCCCCGUCUGCAAAUCCCUGUUGUUUGCUGUGAAAAUCCAUUAUUUCGUGCUAACAGUAAUCCAAUGCAAGAGGAGAAAGUUCUGAAGUGUGAAAAAUAUUUUUCAGUCACUGAAAGGCUUUCUUUCAAACGGGAAUUGAGCUGGUACAGGGGUAGAAGACCAAGAACUGCGUUCACUAGAAACCAGAUUGAAGCCUUGGAAAAUGUUUUCAAAAUGAACUCCUACCCUGGCAUUGACAUUAGAGAAGAGCUGGCUCGCAAGUUAGAUUUAGAUGAAGACAGGAUCCAGAUCUGGUUCCAGAACCGUCGUGCAAAGCUGAAAAGAUCACACCGGGAAUCUCAGUUUCUAAUGGUGAAAAACACUUUUACCUCCAGCCUGCUGGAGUAGAAAGAAGGAUGGUUUGUUUUGCUAUACAUGUACAAUACAACAUGAAGAAUUAUUGGAGUUUUCAUAGCUUGUAUUAAGUAAUUAUGAUAGAUUAAUUAUGAAUUAUUAUCUCAAGAUUUCAAAGUUUAUAAUAAUUUUCAUUCAAAUAAACUGUAAAUACUUGAAGUAUUAUGAUAAUCUACUUUUUGUAGAAAAAUGGAACUUUUCCUAUAUAUUUUAGUCAGUAUUUUCAGAAAGGUGUAGCUAUUUCUGCAGUUUAAAAAAACCAAACUCUAGGUUGCACAAGAUUUUCAGCUGAUACAAGUUACUGCAGCUUAACUGAAGGUGACUUAACAAAACUUCAUGGGUUUUAAAACAGUGUGUUUAAAGUCUGAAAUAUACAAUAUGCAAAAC
Messenger RNA from Strigops habroptila (Kakapo), 1389 nucleotides. RefSeq names its product HESX homeobox 1 (gene HESX1). Bases 262 to 996 code for a protein of 244 amino acids. The record is from RefSeq and is a predicted model, not a curated record. NCBI's taxonomy places the organism in Eukaryota, Metazoa, Chordata, Aves, Psittaciformes, Psittacidae. Gene Ontology annotation, biological process: pituitary gland development; regulation of transcription by RNA polymerase II; forebrain development. Gene Ontology annotation, cellular component: nucleus. The transcript is spliced from 5 exons. Gene Ontology annotation, molecular function: RNA polymerase II cis-regulatory region sequence-specific DNA binding; DNA-binding transcription repressor activity, RNA polymerase II-specific.